AAUUUUCAAAAAAUAAAAGCAUUGAGUUCACUAUUGACUUUUCGAGCAUGGCGUCAAGAUUUUCUAGAGGUGGACGAGGAGGAGGUCGUGUAAAAAAGAAACAUUCUUUUCUUACCAAAGCUCGUAAAUACGCAAGUAAAGGAUUAUAUGGCAGAGGAAAAAAUAUUGAUGAAGAAACCUACAACUAUUUCGUCCGUGUCAUGGAAAGACUCAAAGAUGAAUUUGAGGAUGAAGAAGAAAAAGAAAUGUUUGUCGUCAACGUUUUUGAACAGACCAAAGGAAAAGAAAUGGAUCUGAUUUGCAAUCAAGUUGUGUCAAAAAUCAUGGAAAAGCUUCUGCCACUCGCCAACAGUGAAAAUCUCAAGCACUUUGCUGAUUUGAUGUUGAAUGACAUGCGAAUUAUUUGUACAGACCCUUAUGCCAGCCACGUCUUGGAAAAAGUCAUGCGAAUUUGUUUGGAGACCAUCUCUAAAACCAAUCCAACUGACGGCAAAGAUGAACAUUCAGCUUUCUGCCUCAAGUGGCUCUCCUCUGUCAGCCGCUACGCCUUCAACAAUGUUGAAGAAUUUAUUUCAGAUAUUUAUGCCAGCCACAUUCUACGGACAUCAUUGCAAUGUCUCAGUGGCAUUGAACUAGACACCUUGCUGAUGAAAAGCUAUCGGUCUAGAAGACAUCUGGAUCACACCGAGGCUUCAAGCUCCAUACCCAAAUACGAAUCGGAGGAAUUCGUCACUAUGUUGAGGGAUUUUGGCGAACGAUUUGCCAGCUGGCCCCAGCUUCACGACAUGGUGCUUUCCCAAGAUUCUUCUGCUGUUAUCCAAACGGUUUUAUUUUGCUUGCACAAAACUGCUCCUGAUCUUUGCAAGAAGUUAUUGGACUUUAUCGUCAAAGAAAUUCUGUCAGCUAUGCAAGUUGAUGACAUCUUCUCCAGUGCUGCUAUCGUUCACACCCUAGAAACGUGUUUGACUGUCAGUGACGAAGAAAUCUUCCAACAGCUUUAUCAAACUUACUUCAAAGGUCGAUUGAAGACUUUGGCAGAGAAUUUUGAUCUUAAAUUCUCCGUUCUGAAACUAUUGGAAGCCGUCAAGGAUAAAGAACUGUUUACAGAGAUAUUUGAAGAACUGGCUCCAUUCAUGGAAGACAUUUUCGCUGCCGGAUGCGGAACAGUCGUUUUGGGUUUGGCAAAUGCAUGCAAACGCCUUUCCACACUACAGGCCAAGUUUUUACAGCAUUUGAUGGAAACGUUCCAUUGUUUCACUCCCGAAACACGCCAGAUGAAGAUUGUGCCUUUGGUUUCUCGACUUAUCACUUACGAAGUGGCUGAGCAGCCAGGUGAUGACAAACCGUCUUUUAAUUGCCACAUUAUUGGCUCGCAAAUUGUCCAGACGUUGCUUCACUUUGGGAAACCCAUCAAAAUCGUCCAAAGUCUGCUCGAAAUGGAGACGAGCCAGUUGAGGGACUUGCUGAGCGACACAUUUGGUAGUCGAAUCAUGGACGCUUUCUUCAGCGCCGAAUUUGUCGGUGAAAAGAGCCACGACAAACUCAUUCAGAAGCUUCAAGGAAGUUUCUAUUCCCUGGCCACGACCAAAUUUGGUUCUCGUUCCCUGGACUCCGUUUGGCGAUCAAGCCCUGUCAAGACGAGGAUAGCGAUUGGCGAAGAACUUUUGCAGAAAGAGACGGCCUUGCAGGGCAAUUAUUUCGGCCGUAUCAUCUUCGAGAAUUACGCGUUGCCUCUUCUCAAGAGACAAAAGUCCGACUGGAAGACGAUACAGGACAAGGAGAGCAAAAAGAGGAAACUGUUUGCAGAUAUCGUCGAUCCACUUGCCGAUGGCGGCGAGGGCUCCAAUUCCGAUCGAGUCAAGAAAAAGAAGAAAGCGAAGGCAUAAAUUCAAAAGUUAUUAUUAUCACCGUUUGAUAAUUUUCCAAUACAGCGUGGACAAUUCA
Molecule: messenger RNA, 1944 nt
Organism: Daphnia pulex (common water flea)
Lineage: Eukaryota; Metazoa; Arthropoda; Branchiopoda; Diplostraca; Daphniidae
Product: nucleolar protein 9-like
Exons: 7
Coding region: 48-1886 (612 amino acids)
Biological process (GO): endonucleolytic cleavage in ITS1 to separate SSU-rRNA from 5.8S rRNA and LSU-rRNA from tricistronic rRNA transcript (SSU-rRNA, 5.8S rRNA, LSU-rRNA); endonucleolytic cleavage in 5'-ETS of tricistronic rRNA transcript (SSU-rRNA, 5.8S rRNA, LSU-rRNA); ribosomal small subunit export from nucleus
Cellular component (GO): nucleolus; preribosome, small subunit precursor; 90S preribosome
Molecular function (GO): RNA binding
Source: RefSeq, a predicted model, not a curated record